Messenger RNA from Boleophthalmus pectinirostris (great blue-spotted mudskipper), 5944 nucleotides. It is a transcript of the gene nyx, whose product is annotated as nyctalopin. The transcript has 5 exons. Bases 1254 to 2687 code for a protein of 477 amino acids. The record is from RefSeq and is a predicted model, not a curated record. Gene Ontology annotation, cellular component: extracellular matrix. Gene Ontology annotation, molecular function: protein binding. NCBI's taxonomy places the organism in Eukaryota, Metazoa, Chordata, Actinopteri, Gobiiformes, Gobiidae.
AAAAUGGCACAAUAUUUCUAUGCCAUAAAAAACGUUGAUGCAGCUUUAAAUGCCUAGUUGUUUUUCUCUUGAAGGACACUUUCCAUGACUUCAUGCUGCAGAUUCUCAAUAAUAAACAUCAAAAUUGUAUGGAUGGCAUGGUUUUAAAUUUUUUAUUUUUCAAAAUGAUCACCCUUUGUUUAUAUCACUGCUUUGCACACUCUUGGCUUCAUCCACUAAGGAAACCUAACUAGGCACACCUGUGAAAUGAAAACCAUUUCAGGUGAUUUCAUCAUGAAGCUCAUGGACAGAAGGCCAAGAGUUUGCAGCGCUGUUAACAAAGCAAUGGGGCACUUUGGGGAAUCUGAAUCUAAAAUAUAAAUCAGUUAUUUAACUUCUUUGCUGCAUAAUUAUGCACACUUGGCUUCAUGUAUUUGGUUAUUUUGAGAAGGUAUUAAAAAAAAAAUUAGAAUGUCCAAAUUUUUGAUUGGUAGUAUAUAUAUUUUUAAAUGCAUAUAAAUACAGACUUCAUGUUUUGUUUAAAUUUUGGGCUUACAUCAGUCACUCAAUGAGUGCAGUAAUCACCCAGUUUCUGAGGCCUACAUGUCCCUCUGGGGUCACAUGGCUCUAAUGUGUCUAAGGCUUUUAUAAUAGCACACAGUGCCACCAUCACUGCAGCUCUGUUGAAUGAGUUUGAUCAUUGUCAGAAUUGGGUUUUUAGGACAGUGGUGUGUGUGCACUUUGGACUGUACUGUUCUCUGUAGUAAACUAAUUCAGCAAAUUGUAUUGAUCUAGUCCCUCAUCAGGUCUUACCACUGAUGGCUUGGUAAUCUCCUCAUCCAUUUCAACAUCUGCAUUUGUGAGAAGUUUUACAUUGAACUUGACCGUGUGCAGGAGACCUAACCCUUAAUCUGUCUUUCUAAGUUACCGCAUGCUUCGUCUGUUGCAUCUGGGACUGUCGCAUUACUUCUGUAAUCCUGCCAACAGCCUCUCCUCAUCCUUCCAUCCAGGGGAUUUGAGUGCCAUUAAGAGAUGGCUUUUUGGUGUGUGUUAUAAUGGGACACACACACACACACACACACACACACAUGUAGAGCAGGGCGAGGCACAUAACGACACAUUGUUGCUCUGGAGGCUGAGGGUUGAAGGCUGAUGCUCGAAACAGGCACAGUUUAGUAUGGGAUGGACAGAAUGGACUUUUUUAGCUCACAUGGAUGUCUGUCAAGUCAAGAUCAGUGUUAAUCGUGGCAUGUCCCACAUGAGAGAGUACAGUAAUGACCAUCAUCACUUUCACUGUGUCCAUCCUCUGCCUGAUGCGCGUUGUGAUGGCGGGCCGGUGGGCGUGUGCUCGUGCCUGUCCCGCCUCCUGCACCUGCACCCCAGAGAGGAGCUGCUCUGUGCUGUGUGAUCGCACUGGGAUGGCAGAGCUGCCCAAAGAGUUCCCCUGUGAGGCCUCUGCCAUAAACCUGGACAAGAACAGACUUAAGUUUCUGUCUGAGAGAGCCUUCGGAACCCUGCCCUCCCUCAAGACCCUGUCCUUGGACCACAAUAACAUUUCCUUCAUAACUCCUGGGGCUUUCAAGGGGCUUUCAAACUUGAUUGAGCUCAAGAUGGCGCACAACGAGUACAUCAGUUACCUCCACACGCGCACUUUCACCGGCCUGAAGAAACUGGUGCGUUUGGACUUGUCGGACUGUAACCUCUUCAACAUCCCCGACCGCAUUUUCAUCGAGCAGAUUGCCCUGAAGGAGCUGCUCUGCUUCCAGAACAACUUCCGGAGGAUCCCAGGAGCUAUCCGCGGCAUGGAGAACCUCACGCACAUUUACCUGGAGAGGAACAAGAUCGAGGCUGUGGCUUACAACUCGCUGCUGGGUCUGUCCAGUCUCAAGUAUCUGAACCUUCAGGAGAACCGCAUCAACGUGAUCCAUGACCAGGCCUUCCAGGAUCUUGUGCGUCUGGAAAAUUUCUACCUCAAUGAUAAUCUCCUCUCCAGUCUCCCCCGAGUGGCUUUCCAGGGACUCAGUUGCCUCAAAAUGCUAAACCUUGGCGGAAACCAACUAACCAAUGUAUCUAAAACAUGGUUCAGUGAUUUGGUUGAACUUGAAGUCUUAUAUUUGGACAGAAACCAGUUGGUGUUCAUUGAGGAAGGGACGUUUGAAAACCUGACCAGCCUAAUCACGCUCCACUUGAACAGCAACAACCUCACCACUCUCCCAUUCCCAGUUUUCCAGCCAAUCUACUUCCUGGGUCGGCUCUAUCUCUUCCGAAACCCUUGGGAAUGUGACUGCUCCCUGGAGUGGUUAAAGGAGUGGAUGGAAAGCUACAACCUGGUGAGGGACAUCCCAUGUGCUUCUCCAUCCUCUGUAGCAGGACUAGAUCUAAGUGAAGUGGUGUUUGCUAAAAUCAAUGGCACAUGUGUAGAUCCAGCAGAGCUAAACCUGACCACAGCCUCCUCUGAGAUUGUAUCAACUACAGAAAAUAAAUUCAAUAGUCUGAUUUCAAAGCUGCUCCAACAGGAACUGAAAGAGGAGAUGGGCAACAGUUCGGAGAGCCUCAGGAAUGGGACAGUGCAGGAGUCAGAGGAGGCACAGCUGUCUGACCAGGCCUCAGCACACGGACCAAGCCAUGGCUGGAUCUGGGUCAUACUGCUCUGGGCCGUCUUUGGCUGGUUGCAAAUCAGUGUCUAUGAUGUCACACCAUGCACAUGAAGAACAGGGGCUGUAUGUUCACAGGGUGGCAUUUGUAUAUUUGUCCUCAGAAUCAGAAUACAUAUAAAUGGAGCGAUAUUCAGUGAGGCAGCAGUUUUUAUAUCUGCACUGGUCUGUGUCUUAUACUCUACAAUAUAUGUAUGACUGUUAAAUAUAAGAAGCAUAUGAGAGGCCAAUGAUAUGCAGGCAUUUUCACAUAGCAGGGCUCAACAGCAAACUGUGGAUUAUUGUCGAAAUGUGAUGAAAUAUCUGUAUUUGUUGCAUAAUAGUCAUUUUUAAUUAAUAUUAUGUAAUGAUAAUCAUAGCGAUAUGUAUUCUUGGUGUUGUCUGAACUUUCAUUCACAUCACUCACAUUACAUGUUUAUGUGUAAAAUGAAGCAGAUCACAAGUGUGGCUCUAUAGUUAUCUCCAAGCAGAUGUCCUCUGCUGUUUCUCUCCAGUAACUGUAAUGUCGGAGUGCCAGCUUUUCCAUAAAUGCAUUAAUCUUCUUAGUGCUGUGGCUCGCUGUGGUCCUCACUGCUGUGGUGUUACGCAGUGUUAUGGACAGACUCCACUGUUUCCUAUGGACAGACUGGGCUUCUCUGGACAUUUUCCAGACUGCAGCACUGCCAUAUGCUGCAGACUUCAAUGCAAAGACAUCAUCCAUGAAACAUUUACAUCAAGAUGUCAUUUCCUGAUGUCUGGAGUUACUUUGCCAAGGAACAAUCUGGGCUCUACAGCCAGUACUAUUAACAACCAGAAUUUGACCUAUCAUUAUAUAUUUUGUCUUAAUAAAAGAACAGUUUAACUUCUUUGUGCACUGUGGAGGCCUUGACCUUUGUCAGUGGAAUCUGCCACUGACUAUUCACCCUUUAAUGUGGGAUUAGGCUGUGCUUCAGAGGAACUGGGAAGGCUGGUGUGCUUCUCAUCCCACUCAGUUAUUUAUAUGUAUGUGGGUAUGGGCCUUAGUCAUACAUCAUAAGAGGUCUGUAAUGUCACUGGGGGUAUCUUUACUUUUCUGUUGGAGUUUUAUGUAAAUGCUAAGGAACAGCAAAGGUGAUAGUGCCGUUCUAUUUAUAAUUUUACACAUUUAAUAUGUAUUUCUUGUGUGUAAGAGUAAUCUAAAGCUUUCAUAAUCCCAAAUAAUGAAAAAUCCAAAAAGGAACCCAGACUUUAACUUGAUUUAUUUUGUACAAACACAUCUCACUACAUGAUCAAUGUUUAGAAAUGUGUGUUUCUUUUCGAACCGUUUCCGAGUAUGGGAUGUGCAUAGGUGCCAAUCCUGUUUAUUUUUUACUCCCUUUGUCUUGGCUGAGCUCAGUCCAUCAAACUGCUGGAAUGUGUCAAAAUAUUUUUUCUUCUUUCUUUCUUCCUUCGGUUUACACAGGGGCACAGGGAACACUGACUGAUGGCUUGGAUACUUGCAAAUGUCCACAUGCACAAUAAUCUCAUUCAAAUCGCUAACGAUGCAUGGUUUAUUAAGAGACAGUACCUUUUGAUGUAACCAGACAUGAACAGCUUGUCAAAAUGGGAAUGCUUAAUGAAUACAGAUGACAAUUUUGGAGACAUUGCAGUGUCUGUGUGCUUUUACUUGGGAGUUGUAGUCCACUGACAUUGUCUUUUUGUGAAUGGGCAAGACUACAAUGGAUGGAAAAACAAGGGACACGGUACUGUCUCUUUCAGAAACAAACAUCUACAAAAAUGUUGCCUCGUAGCUAUUACAGACAUGACAAUAUUCACUUUAUUUAUUUUAUACAACAUUAUGACUAGGUUGUCUGUAGGGGGACGGCUGCUUUAACUGUUUUGUGCAGCGUUUUGGAGUAGAUUUCGAUCCAAUGCUGUGGUUGUAUUCACAGUAUGCUGAGUAUUUGUCCAUCCAAGUGCAGUGUAGAAAGUUCUCCCAUGAGUUCUGGUAUUUCUUUUCAAAGUUUGAAGAGGAGAUUUGUUGGCAUUAAGGUAGAAGGAGGCGAUGGCGGUCAGUAAACCCAGGACACAGGCACCCACUGACUGGACGUGCACACCAGAUCCACGGCCUCCUCCAGGUGCCUAAUGGUCUCAUCUAUUUCAUUGUUGAUAAUAGUCUGGUCAAAGUAGUGCGCAUAUGUCUUUUGGAGGAUUUCAGACUCUUUUUGCAGCCGCUGAAGGGACUCAUCCUGCAGGAGAAGAGACAAUUAAUUAAUUUUGAAAGGAUAUUAAGUCACUUAUUUUGGUUUGAGCAGAGUUUAGUGCAGGGGUGUGUAAUAUUGUGAGUAAAAUAAUACAAAAAUUGUUUUAAUAGCCCCCAUACAGCCUUAGAUUCUCUGAGUGCGGUCUGCUCCUUCAUGGCCACUCCCUAGACACACCCCUGCUGAUUGGUUAUUCUAGGGCAGGUAUAUUCCCAUUUUGUCCAAAUGCUUGCGUGUAAGUGUUGUGCUGUGUAUUUAGUUCUAACACAUUUAACACAAGACAAAUCAAACAUAUCCUCUAACGGCACUUACUGUUAGCGAUCGGCACCACCUUGGCAUCUGAAGAAAAUGCCAAAAUAAAAGCAUGCAGCGUGCAAAAACAAGUGCAAAGACGGAUGAGACAUGCACAAAGACUCAAGCCAAAACAGAAAAGACUCAGCUACACUCAUACAUCAGUAAAUUAGAAGUAUCAGAAGUAGAAGUACAAACUGGUUACAGAAAUGGGAUUGAACAAAAAGUAAGGCAGAAAUGGAAAAGAGUUGGACAAAAAUAAAUGAAAGUACAGGUCUCUGCUCUGAGUGUACCUCAUUUAUUCCUGGUGUGAUCGUUGGUGCAGCGAUAAACACGACAUAUGGAGCAAACUCAGCUGUCCGCAAAACCUUCAGGGCCUAAAACAGAGGUGUAUUAAUUAUAUAAACUAUUGCCCACAGAUUUGUCAGAGCACAUUUGACAUGAUGACUGCACUGACCUGGGGCUCUACAUCAAGAAUGGCUAUGAGGCCCUGCUGGUGGAUCUUGCGGAUGGUCUCAAGCCGCGUGCCAUACAUGGCGUCCUCGUGGCUGCCGUACUCCAGGUACUCGUUGUUGCUGAUGUCCUGCAUCAUCUGGUCGUGGGAGACGAAGUAGUAGUUCUUGCCAUUCUCUUCGUCCUUCUUUGGAGGUCUGGUUGUGUCUGAAGAUCAGAAAAGAGGAGUACUUUAGUACUGUAAUACUAUAUGUAACUGACAGUGUGAUUUGACUUGUGGACUUACGUGGGAUUGGGUAGGCGAAUCUGUCAGGAUGUUUUGUUAUGAGAGUGUUCUUUAUGUGUCUUCUGCCCACACCAUGAGCACCU